Molecule: messenger RNA, 216 nt
Organism: Cladocopium goreaui
Lineage: Eukaryota; Dinophyceae; Suessiales; Symbiodiniaceae
Source: the annotation of a GenBank genome assembly
GACAGCCUGCGAGAGGUCAGCCUAGGGCGGCCCGCCAAAGCAUCAGAGCAGUGUCAAGACCCAGGGCGGCCUGCCCCAGCUGAUCAGUGUCAGGCUCACGGCCCGCCCACCAGCGUCAGAUCGCAGGGUCAGGCGACUUCCGGAAUCGUGGCUCAAGGGCGGAAACCACAGGCGCGGACCGCGCAAGGAAACUUGGCGUGGAAUCUUGGCACUUAG